CUGCCACAACAGAAAAAAACGGCGGAUUAUGAAAUAAAAUUUCAACACAAAUAAUUCCAUUUAAUAUUUUAUAUACAUUUAUAAAGUUUUAAUAAGAAAAAACUUAAAUCAUAUUUAUUUUAUAUUCAUGAAAUGUCUGUGAACAUAACUGUGAAUGGAAAGUAUAUCAAAAAUUGUCCAAGGCACGAUUUGCUCAUAGAUUCUGAUCGAGCUAAAAAGGAGAUCGAAAAUGAAUGUAGAAAAAUGCGUAUACAACAGGUUCGGAAUAUGGCCAAAAACAUUGCCAAAAAGGUGAGAACGGAUGUUGAAUUGGAAAAACAAAACCAACUUAAGAAAAUAGAAGAGAUUAAGGCUCAAGAAAUAAAAAUGUGGCGCCAGAAUGUCCUUGCCCAAAAAGAAAAGGAUUUUAGAUCGUCAAUUUUUCAUGUUGGUACAGCACACCGAGCUGCCGAUAAAGAAAAUAAAGGACAAUUGGAAAAAGUGAAAGCAUCAAAAAAUAAGGCCAGAAAAGUGGUGUCAAUGUCUAAGAAACAAGUUGAAAAGGAAAACAUACGUAGAAAUGCAAAUGUUCAAACUGAUAUAUCGGGUAAUUGUUACGCCCAACAAAACGUAGCUUUUAAGGAUAUGAACAAAAACAAUACUGCCGAAAAAACGAACAAAUCAAAUUUCAAUGGAAUGUCUUCAGAGUUGGAAAAUGAUUCAUCAGAUUUCUCGUCUUUCCCUUCGCAAAACAGUUCCCUUUCACUAUCAGAUUCUGAAAAUAUUUACAAAAAUGAUAUUUCCAAAAAAAAAUCAGUAAGUAAGAAGCAAGUAAAGAAAACUGGUCCAGUUUUGUUGGAAGUUGUUUCUAAUGAAAAUGAUUUAAUUUCAAAACAACAACAUUUAAAACCACAAAAAUCUGUAGCAAUGGACAAACAAGAGGAAUUAAAGUUAUCUGCUGAAGAAGUCUUACAAGUUCCUUCGACUUCAACUGCUGCAAAAUUACGUUUUACCCAAAUAAGCGAUAUAAUUCGUCGGCAAAAGGUUGUGGAUGAUACAGAACAGCGAACAUUGAGAGAACAACAUCAAAAAACACCCUCCAAAAUAAAGCCUCCAAUGUCUCGUUUGCAGAGAUCUCUAAAAGAAGACUCAUUAAAAUCUUCUGGUAAUUCUCGACCAUUUAGUACCCAAACAGGAUCUAAAACCAGCUCAAGCCGAAGUACCAACACGCGGGUACAGUUUUUUGACUACAACAAUAAGUUCCAUAAGCAAUACGAUCAACCAACUUCGGCAGUUGAAAUACACGAACCGGUCACCAAUACAGAGGCAGAAAUGAACGCCAUGGAAUUAGCAGCGUUGGAAAAUAAAUCUCGAGAAACCAAAGAAAUUGAAAUUAACAAACUCAGACAACAAUCCAAAGAACGAUAUCAGAAGGCAAUAGAAAGGGAACAAGUUCGCCGUGGUUGUGAAGAAUUGACUGCUAAAUUAGAUGCUCUUACUAAACAAGGCCAGCUUUUACCAUCCGAUAAUCGUCAGUUUGCAUUCCAUAGAAUUCCCCAAGUCACUAAAGAACAUGAAACCAAACUAAACAAUGCUGUCGAAGGUAUUCUUAAAAGGCCAGCCAUUAUAACUUGUCCAUUAAUAGAUCGUCCGAAACCCGAUAUUGCUAUUGGAGCAGUUCAUCAACCAAAUACUCAAAUCGAUGGAUUAAACCUAGAAUCAGCGUUCAAACAAAAUAUUAAUAACUCAUUAAAUUCAUCUGAUAGUUGUGGCUCCAUAUUGUUAGGAUAUGUUGACGAUCAUAGUAAACAAAUUGCUUAUGAUAUUCAAAAAUUUAAAAAGCAACACGGGGAAACCGACAAUGCGAAAGCUGAAAAACUACAAAAUCUUCUCAAUCGAAUAAACAAGCUACGAGAAAACCUAAUCAAAGAGCUUGAACAGUGUUCAGUUGUGGAUGUUUCCGACAAAAAUCGUGUCCAAAAUAUGAUGGAUUCCCUUACAGAUUUAAGAAAAGAACAUGAAAAUAUUUUAAUCCAUAAUAGCGCAAAAGAUUCGAUUGAAGCUCGAGAAAAUAAUUUAAAGAAAAAAGAAGCUGUGUUAGAGAAAAAACUAAGAGAAUUUUAUGAAAUGCACAAAGCUGCAGAGAAAUCGAAUCGGUUAAAUACUGCUCAAGAACGAACUGAAGAACUUCAAAAUAAAUCAAAAGAAAAAGAUGAACAAAAAGAAUCUGACGAAGUGAUAAGACCAAAAAAAACGUCAAAGAAAACAGUAGAACCAAACAUUCAAAAUUAUCAAGCUAGCAAUGAAAAUAGUGGAACAGUAGGAAAACAGUCAAAAAAAUCAAAGAAAAAAGAGCGAAGAGAUACGAAUCAAAUUAUAGUAAACGAACAAAAAGAAUCUUCAACCUCGGAUGAAGAAUUCGAAGAGGAUAUUCUUGGUGAACGAAAACUAGUUGUAGGGCAAGACCCAGUACAAAUUGUUAUAAAAGUUAAAUCAAGAAAAACAAAUAAAAUACCUUCUAAAAGUCCAAGAAAGCUUUCCACAUUAAUUCACAGUCCAGUUCUCAAAAAACCUCGUCGAAAACUAACAUCGGUUCGGUCGAUCGAUUCAAAUUCGACUUCUUACCAAAGUCUUCCAAGUAAAAUUCAAACAAACGCUGACAAAAUUUUGAAAAAUGUUCCUCAAAUUUUGAAGACUGAAUCAGAAGUAGUUAGUGAUGAAGAAAGUGAAUACUCCAAAAAGAAAAGUACCAAUCUCAAUCCGCUCAUGGCUCAUUAUGUGCAGCGAUUACUUGGUAUGUCAAGAACUUCCAUCAAUGCACUUGGUGUAACGAGUUCUGACAUCGAAACACCAUCAAAUUCUGUCAUAAACACGACAGCUAACCUAACGGCUGCAGAAACAGAAAGAUUAGCAUCAAAACGGUUAAAAAAUGUACAAAAGUUUAUUGAAGAUAAUUACAGUUUUAUUGGAGAAUUAGAAGAAUCUAUACGCCAAUCUAAUUCGACUGAUUCUAGUCUGAAGAAUGUGGAACUUGUUUGGAAGGAAACUCUCAAAGAAACUAAAAGCAAAAAGGAAGACCCUCGGUUAAAAGAACCUCUCAAGUCAUCUCUUAAAAAAUCCUCAAAACCAAAAAAACCUGAAUUUCAAAACGAGAAACAGCCCCAGGUUGAUAAGGCAACUCAAAUGACAGACAACUGCACUCAAAGAAUUGCUGAGCUAACAGAAAUGAUUAUGAAGGUACGCAGAGAAAAACAAAAAAUUCUCGAAACGACAUUAUCAUCAACCAGUGAGAAUGGACGAAAUUCCACAGAGUAUUUGAAUUUACCAGAACGACACAAUAAUAGCAAUGAAUCCAGUAGCAAAAUUCUUGAUUCACAAUUGCUGAAAUCUGCAGAUAUUUUGCAUUCAAAAUCACCUGAAACGGGUCCACGUCUUGAAAAAGACAAAAUCACAGGAAUGAGCCGAGACAGUGGAAUUUCGUUGUCUAGACCCAUAACAGUUCAAGAGACGCCCGAAAGUCCUAUUGAUGACGACUUGCCUCAAGUGCAAUCGUCCAUUGAAUCGCUUUCCGGUCAAUUUAAGAAACCAAAGCCUCCUAUUUCUAUAGCUCGCUAUAGCCCACAGCUUCCUGCCGAAGAAAUUCCCCACGAGCUUUCAACUAUUUUUGAAGUAGACACGCCAGCCACAUCUAGAUUAAAUACAUCACUUCAUGCCCCAAGUGUUCAAGAACAAGUUUUGAAAAACAACGAUCAUCGAAAUGAUCAAAUCACUUAUAGACAAUUUCCAACAUUUGAAAAAUAUGUGAGAAUGAAUAAUUUAGAUAUGACCCAAUUCGAUCCAGAGUUCAGUAUUCAAUUGGAAAAAGAGUUUAAUGAAUUUAUAAAUUUCGCAAGAGUAGGGAAGGCUGCUGAAUAUGCGGAGUUUGCAUCAUUUACCAAAUAUAUAUCAAAUUCUUCACAUAGCGAAAGCAAAGAAGCAGCGGUGGAACUUCUGGCGUCACUUAAAUUAGCGAACCUUUCCUUUAAAAGAUUUCCCACACAAAAAGAAUACCUUGCUAAAAUUGGUGUGUCGGAUUCCGAUUUACUAGACUCUCGAAGUUUUGAUAACUUGGAAAGCAGUAAAAAGUUAAAUUCGAACAGCUCAUCAGAGUCGUCAUUAUUAAACAUUGAAAAGGAACUACAACUACGAGAUAUUAUUUCCAAACCAUUUCAACAACAGCCUCUGCAAAGGGACAAUGGAGAAAAAGGUUCAAGUUCCAUCACAGGUUCUUCAAUAAACGUACAAAGUAGACAACAAGCUGACAUUUCCGGCAUAAGACAAUUUACUUUAAUAUCGUCGGACGAGAAAUCAACUAACCUAGAAGAGGAUUUAAAAAAAAUGGGCUUAAAAUGGCCGAGUACCAUGAAAAAGAAAACUAUUGAAACCCAAGCCCUCAGCAGUAGUACUUCGUCAAAUUUUGAACAAUCUGCGUUUACGCCUAAACGAAAAACAUUUAAUUUCACCCAAGGAUCCGAAAAUAGUAUGCAAAACAAAGUCCAAACAGCUCAAGACACAACAACACUAACCGAGGAUAGUGGGCAAAAACUCAAUUUGCGUGAAUUUCUGAAAAAAGAGCUCCUUAAACGAACUGUAACAUCGUCGUCCCUUUCUUUCAGUGACGAUUCAGUAGCAAGUUCGAUUUUACGCUCUAUUCUCGGUUCAAUUAACUCAUCUGGCGGACAGCAACAGCCAAAUGAAGUAGGAGUACCUACCCUAGAUCGACAUAAAACGUCUACACCAAUGGCUUCCCAGUCAAUUUCGUCUAACAAGGUUGGAAGUAAGUCACAUGGAGAGACAUCAUCGGUACAAUUGUUUUCAGGAGAGAGCAGGCUCUCAUCGGUUCAUUUUAAUAAUAAUUCUACUGAUGUUAAUAAACCUGCAGUCAGAAAUGGAUAAAAUUUCUUAUACAGAAAUUAAUAUAUUAUAGAUAAUUUAGUUAACAUUUUUAUGGAUGAAAAAUCAAAUCUUAGUACUUAUUGCUAACAAUUUAUUUAGUAGUUAUUAUUAUUUAUAAGCAUUUUUGUUAAGCUAUUUUUGAUAAUAGAAUUUACGAUUAUUACUAUUUUAUAAAUACGUAGUAAAAAUAUUUUAAUGAUUUAAAAAUGUUUCUUUGUUUUUGCUUAUUUCCAAAGCCUAGGCU
Messenger RNA from Eupeodes corollae, 5158 nucleotides. It is a transcript of the gene ana1, whose product is annotated as formin-J. Bases 133 to 4914 code for a protein of 1593 amino acids. The record is from RefSeq and is a predicted model, not a curated record. The transcript is spliced from 5 exons. Lineage: Eukaryota; Metazoa; Arthropoda; Insecta; Diptera; Syrphidae.